Chenopodium quinoa (quinoa) is the source of this 1764-nucleotide messenger RNA. RefSeq lists its product as uncharacterized. The coding region runs from base 229 to 1503 and encodes 424 amino acids. NCBI's taxonomy places the organism in Eukaryota, Viridiplantae, Streptophyta, Magnoliopsida, Caryophyllales, Amaranthaceae. The record is from RefSeq and is a predicted model, not a curated record. The transcript has 2 exons. Gene Ontology annotation, molecular function: protein binding.
UUUCUAUAAUAGUAUAUACUUGGUAAGGUUUAAGGUGGAAUUAGAUUUGGGGUAAAAAGAAACCCUAAAAAUACAAUCUUGUCUGUUCUCUCUGAAAGUUAUCAGAAAUGAAAAAGAAAAAAUUGGAGGCCGGUUGGUGUAGUCCAUAAAGAUGUCUGCAUCGGCGUUCGUCUGAUUUACGUUGCCGAUUUCGGACAGCCAGGACCCGAUUCUGUUAAAUGGUUGAAGAUGAAGAUUCCUGGCUUACUCCUUGAUAAAUUCCAAAAUUCUUCGUCUUCCCGUGUUUACGAUGGCAUCUCCAUGUCUCCUACUAAUACUCGUGCUGAUUUGUUUGUGAAUGGUAGAUCUUAUGAAGUGGAAGGUCCGUUUGAUUUUAAAUGUCAUGUUACGGCCGAUGAUGCAUACCCUUCCUCGACUCGUUGUGCUCCUAUUGGAUCUGUCAUGUUUGCAUUUGGUGGUAAUCAAUCUCACAUUCAAGAUUUUCAUGAUUAUUUGAGUGAAGCUGAGGGAAUGCUUGCAGCCGACAAUACUCUUCCUCUACCCUUAAGCACCAUCACUGGUGGCAAACCUUACGUAGGGUUAGGGGCGGAUCUAAGUUCAAGAAAAAGGAAUGGUGAUAACGAGUUAUCGAAUUCUUUUGAUUUCUGUGAUUUCAGCGACCCAGCCCCGCAAUGGAAGAUGGGUUCGCAGCCCCUUUUAUGUGCUCGAUACCGACCUAGGCUGGUAUCGAUGUUUGGGAAGCUGUUUGCUUUUGGUGGGAAUCGUCGUGAUUCAGAUACUCCUUUUGCUGAGGUGUUUGACCCGGCUGUGGGAUAUUGGCACCCACUUCCAAAUCCACCAUUUGAAUGGGUUUCCGAUUUUGAACUCGUUGUAUUACUCCUUUUUAGAGUCAAAAGGAUUUUACUGGUGGCUACUUACUCGGAUUUUCAGUACACUUUUGAUCCAUUCACAUGGCAUUGGCACCGCUUUGAUACCUGCCCCGAUCUCACUCGGCUCCUAAUAAAUGCCCUCACAUAUGAAGGUCAAACGCGCGUUGUGGCUGUGUAUAAUGAGACCAUCUAUUGGGUCGACUCCCUUGGGAUACUCUCAAUGUACAAUUUGUCUCACCAGAGGUAUCAGAAAGUGUACGUGACUGGUAUCUGCAAUCCCUGGUUUGGAUAUAGCAAUGGCCGGUUUUUCAACAAACGAGUCAUGGUUUUGUAUCCCUUUUCUGAAGACUUACUGGGCAUCUUAUGGUGUAAAUUCAAUUCACUGAGUCGGUUCCCUCCAUUCACUCAUUCAGAUACUAACUUGGACCUGGUUUUUUUCCGUCUUUCUCCUUUGGAUGCUGCCACGUUAUCAUCAUACUACUUAGAAGAUGAAGAACUUAAAGACUAUUUCGAUGAAAAAACUACUACAAUGACUGCUUCUGUGGUGGAUUUUCUCUCUGUUCCGGUUUAUCACCAUGUAGCUCAAAUACUCGAUGCACACCCAUUGGAUUCAGAUGAGACGAAAAGCUAUUAGCCUGUAUGGCGCAGUGAGCUAAUAGCUGGAUAUUAGUCCAUAGUUUUUGUGUAUGUUAUUAAUCCAAUAAUAAUGAAAUAAUCACCCAACCUUCCAGUAUAUAUUAACUCUGUAGAGUUCUAGCUGAAAUCUAAUCUUUAACAGUCCUCAUCACCAAGUGUUCGAAUCGAAGGUAUCAUGAUCUUACUCUGGAGUCAAUGAAUGAUGCUAACAUUGUAAAGAAUGCAAAAUUCGAAUAAUACGUUACUAGAAUUCCCAUUA